This is a messenger RNA of Dichotomopilus funicola, 1485 nucleotides long. RefSeq lists its product as uncharacterized. Gene Ontology annotation, molecular function: ATP binding; aminoacyl-tRNA ligase activity. NCBI's taxonomy places the organism in Eukaryota, Fungi, Ascomycota, Sordariomycetes, Sordariales, Chaetomiaceae. Bases 1 to 1485 code for a protein of 494 amino acids. The transcript has 3 exons. Gene Ontology annotation, biological process: tRNA aminoacylation for protein translation. The record is from RefSeq and is a predicted model, not a curated record.
AUGUCAGACAUCUCCGAACGUGCUCGCGCCGCUCAAGAGCUGGCCACUCUCCUCGGCCCUCUGAUCCAAGAUGGCGGAGUGCCACCCGGCCAACCCGAUAAUGCCCCACCAGAAUGCGAGCGAAGCAAUAUCUUGUCCGCCAUUGAGUCGCUACUUCGUGUCCUGACUCCAGACCGGCCUCUAUACCCUGCUUUCCACGACGGCAAGGUGCAUGAUCCGUUGGGUAGAGGCGCGUAUGCCUUCCAAAAGGAUCUUGUCGAACUUCUCAUGAGCAGCCUUGCCCACGACGAAAGUUUCAGCGCCAAUAGCGUCCCGCAGUCUAACGUCUCCGCUACUCCCCGAAUGCCCCGCCGGCCCAUCGUCUUUCACGUAGGAGCACAGCCAAAUAACUGCCCGCAUUGUGGUACGCUGAUAGUAUUCUGCUAUGCCUUUGCAAUGGCUCGAGCAAUACGAGACCGGAUGGAAGCAAUGGCUGCCAGUUGCACCAAGGCCGAGUUCCAGCCGCCGCCAGUGUCCGUGGAGAUCACCUUUGUUGAUACGGCCCCAGUCAGUGGGAAAGGGGUCGAAAUUGAUGGAAUACAAUACCAAAGGUCAUAUAGAGACACGCCGGACGCUUCAAACACCUGGACCGGCGAUUACUACGAAGUCAUCGGCUUUCUAUCCCGGUGGUCUGACAUUCCCGCCCACACCGCCACCCAGGCCAGUUUCUUCUCCAAUCCCAACAUGCCUCAGCUCCUCGAGUACGUUAUCAGCAACCGCCACGUCCUCGGCCCCCAGCUCUCCCCCAAGUACGGAACCCUUGCGCUGCGCGCCGCCUGCCCCGUCCCGGGGUGCGGUCUAGCUGAGAAGCACGGUCGUUUAAACAAGUACUCAUACGCUCCCCCGUCCCCCGCAUCCGAAGAGAACAACAGCGACCCAAACGCCCACUUCCAAAAUUGGCAGUCAACACCACCGCCAGAAACAAAGACGACAACAGUUAUCACCUUCCAUUGCCCCGACCACAGCCCGCACACGGUCGAUGUUUCUUCCUCGUUUGUCGUACCUCGAUCCAAAGCCAACACGCCGGCCCGUAACCUCCUCUGCAGCAUGACACACCUGCUCGACAACAGCACCCACCACGUACGCAUCACCGGCGCCGAAUAUGCCGGCAACUACCAAGAGAUGUUUCUCUACCGGCCGCUGGCGGCGUGGCAAGCAACGUGCCGCCUAGCCAAGGACCGGGCUCAGGGCCGCACGCCGCAUAUUCUGUACGCGCCGCUGAUUGUCGAUUGGAGCGGGGCGAAGUUGUCCAAGUCGCUGUACGUGGCACCGGGCGGGUACGACGGUAUGCGAGAGCUUGGGACAGACGGGUUGGGGAGCUGGAGGGCGCUCAAGGAGAGGGUGGGUGGCGAUGGCGAUGAGGAGGGUUUGAGGCGAAUUUGGGAAGAGGUGGUCAGGUGGGUGGAUGAUCCGAGAAAGGUGUUUAGGUGCUUCUCGGUCGAGUAA